This is a messenger RNA of Neurospora hispaniola, 1824 nucleotides long. RefSeq names its product WD40-repeat-containing domain protein. Gene Ontology annotation, molecular function: protein binding; nucleosome binding. Lineage: Eukaryota; Fungi; Ascomycota; Sordariomycetes; Sordariales; Sordariaceae. The coding region runs from base 1 to 1824 and encodes 607 amino acids. The transcript is spliced from 6 exons. Gene Ontology annotation, cellular component: ESC/E(Z) complex. The record is from RefSeq and is a predicted model, not a curated record. Gene Ontology annotation, biological process: negative regulation of transcription by RNA polymerase II; heterochromatin formation.
AUGCCCACUAAUAAAGCCCCGACCUCGAACGAGUGGGAUUUGCCCAAGUUGAGGGCGUCUAUCAAUUUCCAGGACGACUGGAAAGAUCCCGUCUCUGGCGAGUCGAUAGCACAUGAAUUCUUCGACGUGAAAUUCUACCCGUACAACCCCGUCGGCGCCCCGCCCGUGUUCGCCAUAGCUAGUAAGAAGCAUGUGAUCAUAUGUCGCAUCAAUCAAAAUACGGACAGCAGCACCAAUCCUGUCGAGGUGUUGAAGUUGAUAAGAGACGAUGAUGAUGACGCAGCAAACUGUUCAUGCUGCUGGUCCAAGGACAUGGAGACGGGUCAACCAUGGCUUUGUAUAGCCGGGGCGGAUGCAAAGGUGAAAGUCUACGAUGUCAAACAGGGCAAGUUAGUCAAGACCCUCGUAGGCCACGGCGGCGGCAUCAACGACCUCGUCACCUCCCCGCUCACCCCCUCCCUCAUCGCCUCCUGCUCCGACGACACCACCGUGCGCCUCUGGUCCCUCCUCCCCAUCCACUCCGCGCAACCGUGCAUGUUCAUCCUCGGAGGCGACGCCCACACCUGGGACCUACUGAGCAUCGCCUUCCACGACACGGGCCGCUACUUACUGUCCGCAGGCCACGACCAAACCAUCAACCUGUGGACUAUCCCGCCUUGUCCUUCCGAGCCCGUCACUCACCCUUUGGUCAUCCACUACCCGCACUUUUCCACAAAGGAGAUCCACAACUCGCUGGUGGACUGCGUUUCCUUUUUUGGAGAUCUGAUUCUUUCUCGCGCCUGCUGGGAAGAGACUAUAGUCCUGUGGUCUGUAUCAGGCUUUUCCUCCUCCUCUUCUUCCAUGUCCCCCUCCCUUUCCCCCUCCCAUUCCCCCUCCUCCACUUCCUCUUCGUUCCAGGGUAACGACCUUCCAUUGUCAACAGCCCCCACAACCUUUGACCCCUCCAAACUCACCCGCUCCGCCUUCUGGCAAGCCCCCGACCUCAACCCCGAAACCCGCCCGGCCUAUUUCACCAGACUGCUCCAGUUCAAAACGGUCGAUUGCAAAGGGCAGUUCUACAUGCGCUUCAAAGUUCUGCAUGCACAAGGGGGCAAACAUCCCGUGUUGGCAUUUUGUAAUGCGCGGAAUAAAUUUAUGUUUUGGGAUUUGAGCCGGUUGGGUAGUUGGCAGCGGUUUCUGGGGGAACUUAGGGAGGCUGAAGAAGAAGCCGAGGCGGCGCAGGGGAAGGAGAGGAGAGAGAGGAUGAGGGUGGUUGAGCAGCCUGGGUGGAUGCCUGCGAGGAAGGCGCCCAGACGGACUGCAACCGGAGAGGGAGGGGGAGGGACUACCUAUUCUUCUACGGCAGCGGCGACGGCGGCGGCGGCGGCGGCGAACUACAAGGCUGCGGGGAGUAUGGCUGGACGAGCUUCAGGAAAACAACUUGGUACCGGGACGUCCACUAGUCCUGAUCCCGAGACUUUGCUUUCUGCUUCUGCUGUUGCUGGUGGUAGUGGUAGACCAGGUUCGAGUUCGAGAGAGAGACCGGGCUCCAGAGGAUCUACUACCACCACGGCUACGGCUACAGCUACGGCUACCCAAACAGCAGCAAACAGGCCCCCGGGCAUAGGACUGGGAGGAUACACACAAAAGCAGCUGGAUGAGUGGCAUGACCAGUGUGAUAUUACGGAUUCGCACAAGGAGAUUAAACCGCAUAAGACGGUUACGGUGGAUGGCAAGGGACAGCAUUUUGUGGGGAGGCAGGUGGCGUGGAGUCCCGAGGGGAAUUGGUGUGUGGUGGUGGGCAAUUCGAAUCGGGCUAUGAUCUUUCAGCGGUGGGGGAAGUAA